CGCACCUCUCGCUGGGCCACCGGCGUACAUAUUCAUGACAGCUACAGACUAUUAUCUAGUAGUUCAUCUAACAGGAAACUAAUAACACUUUCAACUAACAAGAAGAACUUUAAUCUCUUUUAAGAUUCAAAAGCAUAACCGGUAGAGUGUGAGUCUUUCUUUAACAAUGACUAUUCAGUCUACCAUCAACAAAGAAGUCUUCAUCCCCUGUAAUGAACGGAUGCUGGUGGCUGUAGAAGUACAGAGAAGAAAAAAGAAGAGGAUGUCUUUCCUUUCUCCUGGAUCCAAAGGAAACUAUGCAACAUUCAUUUGUGUUUCAGUGACCAACACGAGGCCACAGCAGCUCCUCAUUUCAAAGGUGAAGCACUUUAGCGACUCCUUGGCCUUUACAAGGACAUCACAAUGGAUGGUGGAGCAGCUACAACAGGUCGACGGCAUUAAUCCCGACAAGGAUAGCCCUGAAUUUGACCUGGUAUUUAUCAACGCUGUGGAUCAGUGGGCAGCCAGCACGGCGGCAGAAAAGUGCAUUCUUGUCCACGUUCUGUAUCGUGCCUGCCAAACCUACUGGGGGGCCAAGACAGGAAGUCAUGUCAAGGUGAAACGCAAGGGUUCACACCAGGUUGGAGUUGUCGAUCCCAGUGAUUCCUCACCAGGGCCUUCAUCUGGAAGGACACAGGCACGACGUAAAAGCUUAGUUGUACCCAGACUGCCAGAGUUCAUCAACUGUGCUUCCAAACUCACAAAAGAUUCCUCCAACAUGACUUUGUUCAUCUAUCGCUGCAAAGCGCUCUUGGUUCAUAUGAGGAACAAGAUGAAUGCAAAGCAAAGGAGGGCAAAAAAUAGAGUCCCUCAGAUAAAAAUGUCUCUGGGAGAGCGCGGGGAUAAACUGACUGAAGCUGAAGACAAGACUGUCGGACUGGUACACACAACCAAGCAGCUUGCAGACAUUGCUCAUAAGAUUGCCUUGAAACGUGCAAAAUAGAAUUCUAUGGACCAUUGCAGGAGGAUGGAUAUGCUGCCUACGUCACACAUGCCUAAUUACCUAAUUCAAACAUUUAUGAUUUGUAUGUUGUCACUUUAUGUAUUCAGAAUGACAGCUUUAGAACUUGUGUGCACUUAAGGGACAAGACUAUGAUGCUUAUAUAUAUAUAUAUAUAUAAGGGCUGUCAAACGAUUAACAUUUUUAAUCGAGUUAAUUAUAGCUUAAAACAUGCCAUAUUUUUCUGUAAAUUAUGUAUAUAUUCUGUAAAAUAAAUUGUUGGAAUGGAAAGAUAAGACAAGAUGGAUAUAUACAUUCAACAUACGGUACAUAAGGACUGUAGUGGGCAUUUCACUCUACUGUCAUUUAAAUCUGUCUAUGCUGUCCUCACUCCGAAGCGUCUACUUUUCCAAAGCUAGACAGCUAGUGAACGACGCCUUAAUAAUCAGACUUCUUCCUUUUUCAUCUGAUUUAUUAAUAAAAUGGCCUCAAACCAUUGUCCUCUUUAGACCGUUGUAAAACUACAAAAAAAAGUACACAAGCAUUGCAUUAGCAACAACGUUAGCUUAGCACGCCAUACAGGUUCACUAAACAUAAACAAAAAGCGUCUCAUACAAAAAAUAUAACAUUUCGCUUACUAACAUAAUAUGUACAUUCUUUACAACAACCAUACUUACGGACAAAUCCUGUCCAAGGAUCAUAUAAGCACAACAUUACAACGUAGGCGUCAGCCCGAGACGUCGUGCAGCCAUAUUGAACUGGCAAGAACACAAUAAACCAUGUCGCAAAGUGACCACAAGAGUUCGCUGUUAGACAGCACAAAAAGCCUUGCUGUAAAACUUACCAAAAGGCAGAAUACUGUCUGAGCGGGACAUAUGCGUUAAUUGCGUCAAAUAUUUUAACGUGAUUAAUUAAAAAAAUUAAUUACCGCACGUUAACGCGAUAAUUUUGACAGCCCUAACAUAUAUAUAUACAUACAUAUACUGUGCCUGUCAUCAGAUAAACCUUUUUGUUGUAAAAUUAGCUUUUGGACAGCUUGAAACAAAGCGCCAAAUCUACCAGAGUGCAUGUUGUUGUCACAACUCAUGGUUGUGUAAUGCUGUGGAAUUGUAUUUUGUCCCAAAUGUCUCUGUCCAUGUUCCCUGAACAUUAGUCCACCUGUCAGUUAUUGUGUAUAUCGUCUGCUGAUCAUGGCGACUAGUCUUUGUGUCUGUGUGAUGUAUGUCUUGUCUAUGUGAAGUAAAUUGAGUACAGUAUGUUGAGCAGUGGUGGAAAUUGAAGAUCCGUGAGUGUACGAAGUUAAAAAUAAUAAAUAAAUGUUUUAAUAACUGUAUGUCUGGAUUACUGAGCUUGAAUAGCAGGGCCACCCCAAAAAUGACAGUAUUGUUUUUUUUUUUUAACAUAUUGUAUAUUUUGUAAAUAUUGUAUUUUCACAUCUAGAAACCAAUGAGCUUUGCCUCACUCUGUAGCGCUGCUAGCACAGACUUGUAUGGAUGUAGUAGUGGGGGAGUCAGUCAAUGGGGUUACCAGCUAUUUACGAAGCUCAUGCUGUUUUUUUGUUUAACUUUCAGUGCGUAUGACACCAAAAAGCAUGUUUACUUCAUAUUUCACAUGGUGUUUUAUUUAUGAAUGAAAUGGACUGCUUGGAUGUGUCUGGAAGCGAUCGUUUUAUAGACCCCAAUCACCAACGUCACACAAUCACGUGAUCGCUGUAUUGUGCCGCCAUAUUGUUCGUUAUUGUGUGUCGUAUUGUCAAUGAUCGUAGUUUGUAAAGGUGCAAAUUAUGGAAGCCCUGGUGCUUUCAGACGCUGUAAACUGAUUGGAUGAGUUGCAUAAAAGCCGUUAUUUGGAAAAGCUUUGGUCGAUCCAGUCGCCAGAUCCAUAUUUGAUGCGCAAACCGAUGUUUCCUCCCGUCCGGUCCCAUCCCGUGCGUCAGAGCUCGUCCUGAGACCACAAAAUUUCCAAUCAUACUCCAGUUUAUGUCACGAUGAGGAGUCGAGUGCCCAAAAUUGGCACCGGCCUGAAUAUAAACCGACAUUUGGUCAGCUGAGUGUCACCGUUGUCACGAUUGUAAAGUGAAAUUUGAUCGACAACGGGCCGGUGUGUGCCGAAAAAUAGUGUCCCCGCGUGAAAUGUUCGCCAUGCCGGUAGCGCAUAUUUAUAACGCUUUAUUGACGUGAAAACAUCAAAUGUUUUCAUGGACGCAUUACAGUAAUGGAUUUACGACUGUAAGAUCAGUUUUAAAUAAUUAAAUUACACAAAAUAUUAGUAAUGUAUUUUAGUAACAAUUCGUGGACUGGGCCACAUAACCGUCUUUGAACAGAAAUGUAUUAGUCUACAGGUUUUCACGACCAUAUCCCAAUGACAAUCACACAGGUAUGACAUUUAUUAGUUCAAGCAGGGUAAAAUAAUACAUAUUCACAGUACAA
Corythoichthys intestinalis (scribbled pipefish) is the source of this 3408-nucleotide messenger RNA. It is a transcript of the gene stxbp6l, whose product is annotated as syntaxin binding protein 6 (amisyn), like. The transcript has 7 exons. Bases 167 to 982 code for a protein of 271 amino acids. NCBI's taxonomy places the organism in Eukaryota, Metazoa, Chordata, Actinopteri, Syngnathiformes, Syngnathidae. The record is from RefSeq and is a predicted model, not a curated record.